AUGUCCCGAUCCGCCGCAGAUGCAACGCGGUUCACGGCCACAAGGCCACACGCCACGUCCAAAACCAGCGGAGCACCCUACGAGCUCCCUGAGUUCUUGAAAACCGAAGAAAACAAAAAAAAGAACAAGACACGAACACCACAGACUGGGCCUGAUGGCAAGCCGGAGACACCGAAGCAGAAGGUUGAACGUCUGCGGGCGCAGGCACGGGCUAGCCGGAUGGCACAGUCGAGUGGUGUUGAUCGGUGGAUUGAGGCUGGACGGCGGUUCGCCAAUAAAGCGCAUAAGGGAACGGUUUAUUCGCUAAUUGUUGCUUCGGGCGUCUGUGGUGUCCUGACCGUUUACUCCAUGGUCUCGUUGACUCUCUACAACCGCCGCCAACGCACCCUGUGGAUCGAGAGGGAGCUCGAGACCCUUAAACAAGCCCGCAUCGCACAGGCUAAUGGAUACGCCACCGAAGAGCAAUUGGAACUUGUCAAGAAGGAGGAUAUUGAGGAGAUUUAUCAGCGAAAGAAGGCCGAGGAGAAAGCGAAGCGGCCAUGGGCUAAGGUGAAGCAAUACCUAUUCUCAGGUAUGAAGGCCGAGGAUACGAGUGCCGCCGCGACAUCAGCAGUUGCUACUGAGACGCCUGUGAUGGACGCUGUUAAUGCACAGAACGCCUUCGAGGCUGCUGCUGCGAAAACUGUCAGCCCCGUGCCUGGUCAGUUGGACGUUAUUGCCGAGAAUGCAGAGCACGCCGUGACGGAAAAGACUAAGAGCUGGACCAGUUGGUUGACUGGACGGUAG
Molecule: messenger RNA, 786 nt
Organism: Penicillium taxi
Lineage: Eukaryota; Fungi; Ascomycota; Eurotiomycetes; Eurotiales; Aspergillaceae
Product: cytochrome c oxidase assembly protein COX14
Exons: 2
Coding region: 1-786 (261 amino acids)
Source: RefSeq, a predicted model, not a curated record